AUGGCUGCUUCAACUCAAUCAACCAUCACUUUGGUUACCCUAAUUCUAUUCCAAUACCUAACUGUUUCAUAUGCAACAACAUUCACAAUUGUUAACAAGUGCAACUACACUGUUUGGCCUGGAAUUUUAUCCGGCGCAGGAACAACACCAUUCUCUACAACCGGUUUUGCUCUCCAACCCGGCGAAUCCAAUGCCCUAGCCGUACCCCCCAAGUGGUCAGGCCGUCUAUGGGGACGUACCCUCUGCUCUCAAGAUUCCACCGGAAAAUUCUCAUGUGUUACCGGUGACUGUGCUUCCUCGUCCAUAGAAUGUAAUGGAGGAAACGCUCAACCGCCAGCUACAUUAGCCGAGUUUACACUUAACGGUGCAAACGGACUUGAUUUCUUCGACGUUAGUCUCGUGGACGGUUACAACCUCCCAAUGAUGAUCGAACCACAAGGAGCAACCGGAGGCGGAAACUGCAUGACAACAGGUUGCAUGGUGGAUUUGAACGCGGCAUGUCCAACCGAGUUGAAAGUGAUGAGUAAUGGCGGAGGUGUAGCGUGUAAAAGCGCGUGUGAAGCGUUUGGGGAUCCACAAUAUUGUUGUAGUGGCGCUUACGCUUCUCCAAAUACAUGCAAGCCAAGUUCAUACUCACAGUUUUUCAAGAGUGCUUGUCCUCGCGCUUAUAGCUACGCUUAUGAUGAUGAAACAAGCACUUUUACUUGUGAUUCUGCUGAUUAUACUAUCACUUUUUGUCCCACAAGUUCGAUCCAGUCCGGGAACGAGAAAUCUCCAACAAGUCCGAUCGAAUCUGGGAACGAGAAAUCUCCAACAAGUCCGAUCGAGUCUGGGAACGAGAAAUCUCCACUGCCUGAGGAGAUGGAUAUAUCUGGGGGACAUGUGAACUUCACAGCCAACAAUGUUAGGAUUGUUGUUAUUAUUUCUUUUGUUUUGAUGGUGUUUUUGUGGUGAAUUUGGUAGGGUAUGACUUGCCACUUUUCAUCAUGAAUAACCAUCCAAAAAUCUUUUAGUUUAUUUUUUACUAGCAAUAUUAAUUAAUUAUUAAAUCUCUAGGAACAGAAUUAUGCAGGUUCACUGA
This is a messenger RNA of Medicago truncatula (barrel medic), 1081 nucleotides long. RefSeq names its product pathogenesis-related thaumatin-like protein 3.5. The transcript has a single exon. NCBI's taxonomy places the organism in Eukaryota, Viridiplantae, Streptophyta, Magnoliopsida, Fabales, Fabaceae. The record is from RefSeq and is a predicted model, not a curated record. Bases 1 to 954 code for a protein of 317 amino acids.